Molecule: messenger RNA, 1878 nt
Organism: Trichoderma breve
Lineage: Eukaryota; Fungi; Ascomycota; Sordariomycetes; Hypocreales; Hypocreaceae
Exons: 1
Coding region: 1-1878 (625 amino acids)
Biological process (GO): recombinational repair
Cellular component (GO): nucleus
Molecular function (GO): 3'-5' DNA helicase activity; DNA binding; ATP binding
Source: RefSeq, a predicted model, not a curated record
AUGGCAAGGUUGCUUUUCGGGACCGUUGUACGCGACGACGUCGAGCUAUUAGAACAGAUAAAAAGAGCUGUAUCCCGUAAUGAGCUCCCGGAAGGGGACUUUGAGCCUUUCAACAUCAUUGCGCUAGACGAAUUCCAAGACUGCGAUGACCUCCUCUAUUGGUUGAUUAUCUGUUUCAUUCGAGUAAACACGCGGAAGAGAGGUGGCCGGCCUGCUCAUCUCGUCAUUCUCGGAGAUGAGCGACAGUCCAUCUACCGAUUCCGCGGCGCCGAUCACAGGUACCUCACUCAAGCCCCCAAGUUGUUGGGUCCUAUCAGCUCCCACUCCUUUGUUGAACUCCCUCUCAGUGAAAGCUUCCGACUAUCCAAUGAAACGGUGCAGUUCAUUAACAAGACUUUUCUUGGCGGAGACUCGUAUAUGACCAGCUCAAAGUCCGGCCCAAAGCCAAUUGUCUUUAGGUACAGCCCUCCCGACAUCAACGCGUUGGCUAAGGAACUGGCAGUUUUGAUCAAGCAAUAUGGCGCCGAAAACAGCGCCAUUAUUGCACCAUCAGUACGCAAGAAUAGGCCCCUGAUCAAACUGGCCAAUAUCCUGAGCCAGGAAUAUGGCAUACCAGUUGCUCAACCCAUCGAUUAUGACAGCUCUGUAGAUGAAAAGAUCUUGGACGGGAAGUUGUCCAUAUCUACCAUUCACGGGUUCAAGGGUAGAGAGCGUGAUCUGGUCAUUCUCUUGGAGAUCGACACAUCAUUUUUCAGAUAUCUUGGCCGGGAUCUUCCGGAUAACACCUGUCCAAAUGAAGUAUUUGUUGCCUUGACCCGUGCAGUGGAACAGCUUGUCUUGGUCCAUGACGAGAGAGAGAAGUUGAUGCCGUUUGUGUCUGUGGAUAAGUUGUACGAAACAGCCGAGGUCAUCAAUUUGACGUCUAAUAAGGCCAAAAUCACAUCUCCCAACGCACCAGGACGAGCUUUGCAGUUUGGGCUUGAUCUACCCCCCAAAGUCAAUGUCACGGACAUGGCACGAUAUAUCCGGGGUGAACGCCUGGACGCGGUUAUUCAGCGUGAUCUGUGUAUCCAAGAGCUCUCAGAAUCUCUGCCCGAAAAAGAACAUAUUCGUAUACGAGAUGUUGUCUGCUCGGAUCCAGUAAAAGGAUUCUACGAGGCGGUGGGUGACAUUAAUUCUCUCGUGAUUCUCGCAGCAUUUCAGCACGCGAUUACGGGGGCUGCAACAUUGCUCGGCUCUAACAAGCAGGCCACCGAAGAAGGGCCUUCGAUCUAUACAGAUCGGCAAAUUUCUCGGCUUUGUAGGCGCGCUUGUGCAUAUCAUGCUCGCAUUUCGGGCUAUCAACCGCGCUACCUCCAGAUGAAAAAUCACGAUUUCAACUGGAUCAACCUCAGGGAUCUUGUUCUUGCUCAGAGCCGACUUCAAAGUGAGCUUGGAGAUUCGGCAUCUAAUCUCAAAUUUGAGGCCGACGUUGAACGAUACCUUGUUGUCGAUAAAGGGGAAACGCUCCUUUAUGGUCGAGCCGACGUCGUCACUGCUCCCACAAUUUCAGAAGAUGGCGAAAUUGAAAGUGUAGAAUCUGUAUGGGAGAUCAAAUUCGUCUCAAGGCUUUCCAAUGAGCAUAUCGUACAAGCAUGCGCAUAUGCGUUUUUGUUGGCUGCUCGGUCUGGUCAGGUACCCCGUAUCAUACUCUACAACGUGCGAGAUGGGAAGAAGCUGGAAAUUACUCCACGGGAUGGAUUGGAAGGGUUGCGACGUAUGAUUGAAAGCAUUUUUCGACUAAAGUAUACGGCUGAAAAGGGGAUGGAAGAUGAAGAGUUUGCCGAAAUGUGUACGAAGACAACACGACAAGUUUUGGACCUGGAUGAUACAAAGUAG